Fusarium venenatum is the source of this 1851-nucleotide messenger RNA. RefSeq lists its product as uncharacterized. The record is from RefSeq and is a predicted model, not a curated record. NCBI's taxonomy places the organism in Eukaryota, Fungi, Ascomycota, Sordariomycetes, Hypocreales, Nectriaceae.
AUGGCCACCGAACGCCGCAUCACGGAUCUCCCGUUGGAGAUAAGACAGCAGAUAUUUCGCGAAUACUUCAAAGUCCAAGGCGGCUACGUCUACAACAGCCAGUCCGACAAGCUUAGGAACGCCGACGAUACCCUGAUCGACCUCUCUCUCAUCUGCACAUGUCGCUCGAUUGCCAAUGAUUGUAAGCAUCUCCCUCUUGCCGUCAAUACGAUCCAUUUCUCAACCCUCUACCGCGAGGACUGGCGCAGUCUAGCAGGAUGCUUCAAUCUUGUAGCGGCAUAUUAUUACGUAUUGCAACAAGAUAUCGUGCUGCACCUAGCCCAUCUCAUCACCCCAGAAAUGCAUGCUCAAUUGGAGAACAAGUUCCCCGGAUUCCGUUCAAAACUUGACGCCGAACGAACCUUUCACUUUCGCACCUGGGACACUGGCGAUCGCACCAUACCUGAUCAAGAUUUGGACAACACGAGCACCUCAAACCACAUGCGACCUGCUGUAUGCCAGUUCGUGCGAGACUUUUAUGACUUCGAAAUCAGUGAAUAUGACAAGAACCAUCCGUAUCCGAGGCCCUAUCAGGGCUAUGCUGGGGCGCUUGAAUACCCUGGUCCAUCCUUCCCCAGGGACUAUCGACCGGACUCAUGCGAAGAGGCCUACCAACAAUGGGACAAGUACUCUGGAGAAGUCCGCCAGUGUUUAACUCAUUGUCUGAGACUCAUUGCAGACGAGAACCCGGAGGAAUUUAGCAACCGGGUAUACACAAGUUUGCCACAUUGGAUCGGCAAAUAUUCUGCAAAAGAAUUCUUCGACCUUCGCUUCGAUUGCUGGGCGAUUCCCUCACAAUCUCAAGUUCAAAACGCUAUGGAACGUCUUUACAUCCCUGAUUUUGUGUGGAAGCUUCCCAAUCUUUGGUCUUACUCAUGGAAACCGAAACAAUUGGACAAGCUCAGGAGCCUACCAAAAAGUUAUUUUCUCGAGGACUACGAACAUCCACCUUUUCAAUUCAACGCUCGCGGGCGCGGAUUGGCCAGAUUCUCUGCUGCUGCCACUGCGAUUCGAUUCCUCAGUAUUCUUCCCAACACUCAACGGACCCAAACCCGUGCUCUGAUCCUCCAUGAGGAUUCUCCAUCAGUGAACAGAUCGUCCCUUCAUUGUAAUGGGUUGAUUCCUUUCUUUAAAGAGAACCCUUUGCUUCAGGUAGAGCGUCGCUUCAAUAUUGUCAAUGCCGUCGACAUCACGGGCAGCUAUGGCAACGUCGACGAGGUCAUGUCUAGCUGGGCACAAGGGUCCUGUGAGACUAUAUUUGAUGAUGAAGCAAUCAUUACAAAUAUGUCCCGGUGGCUUCUAGAUACUAUCGCAACUUGUAAUGAAGGCAUUCCUACUGGAUCACUAACCCUGCUACUGGAAUCAGACCCCUACACGGAUUUCUGCACAGAGGCUUUCCAGGAAUUAAUCCACAGCCGCAUUGCCCAGGGUCACGCUAUACGCGAUUGUUUGGAAUUGGGUCUUUUCAAACACCUUACAAGCAAACAGGUGGAAGAGUUGAGGCGCCAGUUCACAUUUGAAGAUGGAUUCGAGGAAGCCAUGGUUCAUUUGGUCAACAAGACAUCCACGGUGUUUCGCUGCGACUUUAACCCUGGAGUUCCCGAAGACUGCCAGAAGAUAGUGAACGAUAUGAAAGCUACCAGUCCGGCAGAUAUUUGGAAGUAUUGGGAGACAAAGCGACUCGCUCUUGGUUAUGUCGAUCUACCAGUUGAGUGGACCAGGGAGAUGAUCUCCAAGGUGUAUGAGAUUGAGACAGAAGAUGAACAUUUCCAAGCAAGGUCAUGCGAUAGUGAGCAAUGUCGAUUUGAAUAA